Molecule: messenger RNA, 1113 nt
Organism: Alternaria viburni
Lineage: Eukaryota; Fungi; Ascomycota; Dothideomycetes; Pleosporales; Pleosporaceae
Exons: 2
Coding region: 1-1113 (370 amino acids)
Source: RefSeq, a predicted model, not a curated record
AUGAAGACGCUUUCCUCCCUCCUCAUCGCCAUCAUCGCAAUUGCACUUGCCGUAUACAACAACGAGUACAUGCUCUCAAGACUCACACAGUCACUGAGACACGCCACAUCCCUCGCAAAGACCACCAAGCCCUUCUACAACGCCACGGAAGAUAUGUCGACCAUGUUCCGCGGACUGCCCGUCAUUCCCGACGAGAAGUUCACCACCGAUGCGCCCCGCAAGAUCGCAAAGUCGUUCCUUGCAGUUGAGCAAUCUGAAGGCGCAGGAGCGAAAGUGAGGAGGAGUGUUGGCACCCCCAAACUCCGCAACUUCUCACCCUUCCUCAUGCUCGACCACUUUGCCAUUCCACCAGGCGCAGGCUUCCCUGACCACCCACACCGAGGCCAAGAAACCAUCACAUACCUCCUCUCCGGCGCCGUCGACCACGAAGACUUCGCCGGAAACAAGGGCACCAUCGAGCAGGGCGACCUGCAAUUCAUGACUGCCGGUCGCGGCAUCGUCCACGCCGAGAUGCCGCGCCAAAACGAGGACGGCGCGCCCAACGUCGGAAUGCAACUCUGGGUGGACCUGCCCAAAGAACUAAAGUCAUGCGAACCCCGCUACCGCGACCUGCGAGCGAAGGAGAUCCCCGAGACGACCGCGGACGACGGCAAGGUGCACGUCAAAGUCAUCAGUGGACAAGCGUACGGCACCGAGAGUCUGAAGGAACUGGCAUACACACCCGUCUGGCUGCUCGACUUUACAGUCCAGCCCGGCGGCAAAGUCAAGCAGCCCCUACCAAAGGGCUGGAACGCCUUCGCAUACCUCCUCAACGGCACCACCAUCUUCUCUUCCGACGGCGUAUCGCGACCUAUCGAACAAUACCACAACGUCGUUUUCGAGAGCAACGGCGAUAGCAUCGAAGCAUCUGUAGAGGAAGGUGUCGACACGCCAUCGAGGUUCAUUCUCGUUGCUGGUCUGCCGCUCGAUCAGCCCAUCGUACAAUACGGACCCUUUGUCGUCACGUCAAGAGAUGAGGUCAUGCAGGCUAUGAUGGACUACCAGAGCCACUCGAAUGGUUUCGAGAGGGCGAACAACUGGGAAAGUGAGAUCGGCAAGAGCAUGGUGCAUUGA